Salvelinus sp. IW2-2015 is the source of this 1445-nucleotide messenger RNA. It is a transcript of the gene dctn6, whose product is annotated as dynactin subunit 6. Gene Ontology annotation, molecular function: dynein complex binding. NCBI's taxonomy places the organism in Eukaryota, Metazoa, Chordata, Actinopteri, Salmoniformes, Salmonidae. Gene Ontology annotation, biological process: mitotic spindle organization. The record is from RefSeq and is a predicted model, not a curated record. Gene Ontology annotation, cellular component: dynactin complex.
UUUUUCCSCCUCCAAGAAUCAUAAUCAACUGUCGAUAGUAUCUUCUUCUCUGUCAGGAUGGCGGACCCCAACACUAAACAGAUGUCACAGAAAAGUGCCAACAUUGCUGCUGGAGCAGUUGUGUGUGUAGAGAGUGAAAUUAGAGGAGAUGUGACCAUUGGUCCAAGAACAGUGGUCCACCCCAAAGCACGUAUUAUAGCUGAGGCAGGCCCUAUUAUCAUUGGAGAAGGCAACCUGAUUGAGGAACAGGCUCUCAUCAUUAACAGUUAUCCAGAAAAUAUUAUGCCUGACACUGAAGGAGUUGAACCCAAGACCAUGACGAUUGGAAUCAACAAUGUGUUUGAAGUCGGUUGUGUCUCUCAAGCAUUGAAAAUUGGUGACAACAAUGUCAUCGAGUCAAAAGCGGACUUAGGGAAGAACGUCAUUCUCACCAGUGGCUGUAUCGUCGGCGCUUGUUGCCAGGUGAAUACGUGUGAGGUCAUUCCCGAGAACACGGUCAUCUACGGGGCUAACUGCAUGAGGCGUGUGCAGACAGAAAGGCCUCAGCCUCAGACGCUCCAGCUAGAUUUCCUCAUGAAGAUCCUGCCCAACUACCAUCACAUGAAGAAGACUGUCAAAGGAACCUCCACCCCUGUCAGAAACUAACUUCUGACUAACCAAAGAUCAGCAUUCCCUGACGCUCACCAGACCUUAACAAUGGAAGGUGUAGAGACUCAAUUAUCCUAGACCUGAUGUCCUAGACCUGAUGUCCUAGACCUGUUGUCCUAGACCUGAUGUCCUAGACCUGAUGUCCUCGACUGAUGUCCUCGACCUGUUGUCCUCGACCUGUUGUCCUAGACCUGAUGUCCUAGACCUGUUGUCCUACAGCUAUUGUCCUACAGCUAUUGUCCUAGACCUGUUGUCCUAGACCUGUUUUGUCCUAGACCUGGUGUCCUACAGCUGUUGUUCAGACCUGAUGUCCUCGACCUGUUGUCCUCGACCUGAUUCCUAGACCUGAUGUCCUCGACCUGUUGUCCUCGACCUGAUGUCCUAGACCUGAUGUCCUCGACCUGUUGUCCUCGACCUGAUGUUCUAGACCUGUUGUCCUCGACCUGUUGUCCUCGACCUGUUGUCCUACAGCUGUUGUCCUACAGCUGUUGUCCUCGACCUGUUGUCCUCGACCUGAUGUCCUAGACCUGUUGUCCUACAGCUGAUGUCCUCGACCUGAUGUCCUCGACCUGAUGUCCUCGACCUGUUGUCCUCGACCUUGAUGUUCUGACCUGAUGUUCUAGACCUGUUGUCCUCGACCUGAUGUCCUACAGCUGUUGUCCUAGACCUGAUGUCCUAGACCUGAUGUCCUAGACCUGUUGUCCUAGACCUGUUGUCCUCGACCUGUUGUCCUAGACCUGUGUCCUAGACCUGUUGUCCCUAGACCUGAUGUCCUCGACCUGAUGUCCUAGACCUGU